Messenger RNA from Apiotrichum porosum, 1485 nucleotides. RefSeq lists its product as uncharacterized. NCBI's taxonomy places the organism in Eukaryota, Fungi, Basidiomycota, Tremellomycetes, Trichosporonales, Trichosporonaceae. The coding region runs from base 1 to 1485 and encodes 494 amino acids. Gene Ontology annotation, molecular function: chitin deacetylase activity. The record is from RefSeq and is a predicted model, not a curated record. Gene Ontology annotation, biological process: carbohydrate metabolic process. Gene Ontology annotation, cellular component: membrane. The transcript has 4 exons.
AUGAUCGCCGCCGCCGCCGCCCUCUCCCUCCUUCUCCCCCUCGCCUCGGCCCACAUGGGCUGCGGUGGCCACGAGAUCGGUCGCCGUAACCACGGCGGCUCGCGUGUCCUCGAGCACCGCCAGGUCGCCAACAGCGUCGUCGCGAGAGAGCGCGAGUAUGGCAGAGGCUGGGGCGACGACAUUCUCGGAAACAUGCUCGAAACGGACCUGCGCGAUAGUGGUCGGUGUAACGCCUCCCCGGAGCGAGCGUGCCGAAAUCCAAACGCGGCGCCGCCCGGCGUUGCUGCUGGUGCUCGGGCCGUCUCUUGCGCAUCGCCCACCGGCCUUGUCCAUGACCCCACGUCGGAGUGCACGUACUACACCUACUCCCCCUGGGAUGCCAUCAAGUCCAGCUACCCUACCAUCUGGGCGGCUGCCGACAUUGUCGCCAACGACACUGAGGCGACUGCUCUUUUCGCCACCAUCAACGCUUCGCUGAACGCUGCCCUCCCCGACGUCGCCGUCAAGGGUAACGGUGACCACACGGGUAACUGGGGAACCACCGACACCACCUACACCACCGACACUGACUGCUGGUGGACCUACGCCAAGUGCACCACGCCCGCGUCGUCGACCGGCCUCGCUGCCGACAUUACCACCGUUCCCGAGCCCGAGACUUGGGGUCUUGGCUUUGACGACGGACCCAACUGCUCGCACAACGCUCUCUACAACUUCCUCUCGGAGCAGGACCAGAAGGCCACCAUGUUCUUCAUUGGCUCCAACGUUGUCGACUGGCCCGUCCAGGCUAUCCGCGCCAAGGACGACGGCCACGAGAUCUGUGUCCACACCUGGUCGCACGAGUACAUGACCUCGUUCUCGAACCAGCAGGCCUUUGCCGAGCUCUACUACACCCGCAAGGCUAUCAAGGAGCUCCUUGGCGUGACCCCCAAGUGCUGGCGCCCUCCCUUCGGUGACGUCGACAACCGUAUCCGUUUCAUCGCUGCUGCCCUCAACAUGACUACCAUUGUCUGGUCCGAGGACACUGACGACUGGAAGGUCGGCACUGACAACGUCACCUCGGCCGAUGUCUCCGCCAACUACGCCGACUUCUGCGCCGCCGGCAAGAACGGCACCUACUCGACCUUUGGCCCCGUCGUCCUCAACCACGAGCUGAACAACUACACCAUGCAGGAGUUCAUUGACGUCUACCCUACCAUCAAGGCCUCGUUCAAGUACAUUGUCCCUAUCGCCACCGCCCUCAACACCACCUACCCUUACGAGGAGACCAACGUCACCUACCCCACCUUUGCGCAGUACAUUGGCGGCACCACCGAGACCAACGGCACCACUGCCUCGAACUCGUCGUCGUCGUCGACCUCCAACUCGUCGACCGCCUCUGGCGCGGCCGCUGCCGCCUCGACCUCGGCCAAGUCGGCCGCCUCGCAGGUCGCCGCCCUCCCCGUCAUGGGCAUGUUCGUCGCUGGCCUCGUCGCCACCCUCCUCUAG